Molecule: messenger RNA, 1051 nt
Organism: Helianthus annuus (common sunflower)
Lineage: Eukaryota; Viridiplantae; Streptophyta; Magnoliopsida; Asterales; Asteraceae
Product: GDSL esterase/lipase CPRD49
Exons: 6
Coding region: 147-902 (251 amino acids)
Molecular function (GO): hydrolase activity, acting on ester bonds
Source: RefSeq, a predicted model, not a curated record
AAUCCUGGAUCCGCCACUGAGAAAGACCACCACAAUCGAUGCAUGCAUGAGAUAACACCCAUCACCUAUCUUCUUCAUCUAUAUAUAUAACUCCGAUCAACAAUAAAAUUACGCGAUUCAGGUGCCGGAAUCUAGAAGAAUUAGCGAUGGUGGGACCACAAAGGCCACAAAUAAUACUGUUUGGAUCAUCGAUAGUUCAACUCAGUUUCAGCAAUGAUGGUUGGGGCACCAUUCUCGCAGAUGUCUAUGCUCGUAAGGCGGAUAUAGUGUUGCGUGGAUACAAUGGAUGGAAUACUAGACGUGGUGUAGAAGUCCUUGAUCAAAUUUUCCCAAAGGAUGCUGCUAGCCAGCCUUCACUGAUCAUCGUUUACUUUGGCGGUAAUGAUUCAAUGGAACCUCACCCGUCUGGCUUAGGCCCGCAUGUCUCUCUUCCUGAAUAUAUUGAAAACAUGCGAAAAAUUGCUACUCAUCUCCAGGGUCUUUCAGACACAACACGUAUAAUUUUCCUCGGUUGUCCGCCUGUGGAUGAGGUCAGAAUUCGCGAGACCAGAGGCUCCAUUGGUCGAACAAAUGAGUUAUGCCGGAUAUAUUCAGAAGCUUGCAUAAAGUUGUGCAAUGAGAUGGGAAUAAAAGUUAUUGAUCUUUGGAGGGCGUUUCAAAAACAAGAUGAUUGGCUGACUUACUUUAUUGAUGGGAUUCAUUUUUCAAGUUCAGGAAGCAAGAUAGUUGUUAAAGAGAUACUAAAGGUGCUUAAAGAAGCCGAAUGGAAACCAAGCCUACACUGGAAAUCUAUGCCCACUGAAUUUUCAGAAGACUCACCUUACUAUUUAGUCUAUUCGGAUGGAAAAACGACACUAAACCCAUCUGAUUGGACCUUUCAUAGAGAAAUCCAAUGGGACUAAAAACAUGAUCGACCUCAUAGCAUUAAAACAAGCGCAUUCGACUAUGACUAAUACAAAACUUUAUGUUGCAAUAACUAAGAAUUGUACUUGUGACCUCUAAUAACAACAUGCUUAUUAUUAUCUACGUUUAUAAAAAGCGUUGUUCAAAA